Molecule: messenger RNA, 8214 nt
Organism: Amphiprion ocellaris (clown anemonefish)
Lineage: Eukaryota; Metazoa; Chordata; Actinopteri; Pomacentridae
Product: 5-hydroxytryptamine receptor 7-like
Exons: 2
Coding region: 1130-2614 (494 amino acids)
Biological process (GO): circadian rhythm; vasoconstriction; adenylate cyclase-activating adrenergic receptor signaling pathway
Cellular component (GO): membrane
Molecular function (GO): G protein-coupled serotonin receptor activity
Source: RefSeq, a predicted model, not a curated record
UGAUGACCUCUGUGCCACAGUUCUGAAAUUAAUCCUUUUUAAACAUAUAAUUCAGUGGAUGAAUAUUGUCUGGUAAACACACUGUACACUAAAAAUGUCCAAAUUAAACUGUGACAGUAAAUAAUCAGAAGCACAGGAAUUCCAGCACUGUAGGGAAUUCAGGAACAGAGUGCAGUUGAGGGUUCUGACCGCAUGGGGGCGGUACUAUCCAAGGCUAUCCUCAGCAAGAACAGCCUCUCAUGCCGACGUCUGGGAUAAUCUUGCAAUAAUUGGGCCCAGAUUAAAGAAUGAUGAAGAGUCUUUGGACGCAGUUGGGGGUCCCGUUCUCACCUCAAGCAGCAUAAAUCUUAAAAGUCUGAGAAGUGGGACGAAGACAGAUGAUUGCUCCUCACACUCAUCAUUCAAACCCUCCGCCUGGACUGUUGGCUGAAAUGAAAGAUGAUUGAAGGGGGAAUUGGGGGGAAAUUAAAACUCCAGCUGCCUCACCUUGAUCCGUGGAGGUGAAUAAUAACUGGAGCCAUGCAUGCAUUUCACACCGACAGAACAUUUCUCCAUUCUGCGUAAUUACGCACGGCCAUCCAUGGGCACAGUUUGUCCUUUUUUUUUUUUUUUUUUUUUUGCUUGAAUGCACUCCAGAAAGGGGCCCAGGAGAUUUUGCUCCGUGUGUACCGUUGGUGUAGAUGUUCCGAUAGGAGCUGAUCGGCAGCCUAUAGGCGACCCAACAUGUGUUUUGACGUCACACGCCAACUUUUCAGAUAUAUAUUGGCUAUGCGCGCAGGACGGUUUGGAAGUUUCUGUCAUUCUGCACACAAGGCUGAAAAGUGAGAGCCGUAGCCAGGUACAGGACACAGACAGGAGGAAAUUAAAUGGCAUUUUAUGGGUCAGGUAUUUUGGGAAUAUGCCUGCGGCGCGCCACGUGCGUAAUGACGAGUCUGCCUCUAAAUAGAAAAAUUAAGGCGUCGAGGUUUUUUGAAGAGAAAGAGAGCAUGUCAGCGUAGUUUAUCCUGAGGGGGGCUGUGGAACAGGGAUUACUCACUUCUCACACCAACACCGGCACAUCUGUGCGCGUCUAUGUCACCACCGGACGGGUCUCCAAGUCCAUGGAUAAAAAGGAACAGGCGGCAGCAGAAUGGUUGUUGUGGGAGCGAGUAACGGAACUUUCGGCGGUGGCAACAUGAGGUCGUCGUUCAUGGUAGAGGAUCGAGUCGGUGGUGGGGAUCCCGGGGGCUCCACCAACAUGAUGAUCUCGGAGGCUCUUGCGCCCCGGCUGCUGAAGAUUGCGCAGGGCGCCGCAGAGGCUGCGGCAGCAGCGGCAACAGCCACUUCUCCGUCCACCUCCAGUCAGCCGCAGGUCAUGGAGACGAACGGGACCCGGUGCGGCGAGCAGAUCCUGAGCUACGGCCGGGUGGAGAAGGUCCUGAUCGGCGGGGUCCUCACCAUGCUCACGCUGUCCACCAUCUGCGGGAACUUACUGGUGGUCAUCUCCGUGUGCUUCGUCAAGAAGCUGCGCCAACCGUCCAACUACCUGAUCGUGUCUCUAGCAGUGGCGGACCUGUCGGUGGCUCUGGCCGUGAUGCCGUUCGUCUCCAUCACGGACCUGAUCGGGGGUCAGUGGAUAUUCGGACAGUUCUUCUGUAACGUUUUUAUCGCCAUGGAUGUGAUGUGCUGCACCGCGUCCAUUAUGACUCUGUGCGUAAUAAGCAUUGACAGGUAUUUGGGCAUCACCAAACCCCUGACGUAUCCGGUCCGUCAGAACGGCUGCUGCAUGGCCAAGAUGAUCCUGUCAGUGUGGCUGCUCUCCGCCUCCAUCACCCUCCCUCCUCUGUUCGGCUGGGCGCAGAACGUCAACGACGGCCGGGUCUGCCUCAUCAGCCAGGACUUCGGCUACACCGUGUACUCGACGGCCGUGGCCUUCUACAUCCCCAUGUCGGUGAUGCUCAUCAUGUACUACAGGAUCUACCGGGCGGCCAAACUCAGCGCCGCCAAGCACACCAUCACCGGCUUCCCCAGAGAACGGGAGCACCGAGCAGGGGCGGCUCCGCGAGGGGGCCGAGGGGUGCCGGACGCCCAGCAGCCGGUGGAGUCUGGGGAGACGGGCAGCGUGGAGGGGACGGAGGUGGAGCAGGAGGCCGAGGAGGAAGAGGAGGAGAGUUUGGACUGCGUGGCUGCGGCGCUGAAGCUCCAGCGGGAGGUGGAGGAGGAGUGCAGCACCCGAGUGUCUCGCCUCCUCAAGACCGGCGAGCAUCACCAGCGCCGGAAGAGGAAAAACCAGUCCAUCUUCAAGCGGGAACAGAAGGCCGCCGCCACGCUGGGCAUCGUCGUCGGCGCCUUCAGCUUCUGCUGGCUGCCGUUCUUCCUGGUGUCCACUGCCAGGCCGUUCGUCUGCGGCGUGGAGUGCAGCUGCGUGCCGCUGUGGCUGGAGAGGACGCUGUUGUGGCUCGGCUAUGCCAACUCCCUCAUCAACCCCUUCAUUUAUGCGUUUUUCAACCGCGAUCUGAGGACCACCUACAGUAACCUCCUGCGGUGCCGCUACAGGAACAUCAAUCGGAAGCUGUCGGCGGCUGGCAUGCAUGAGGCUCUGAAACUGGUGGAGAAGCCAGACGCUGAUGUGUAGAGCUGCAGGUUCUGCCAAUCGACCAACAGGGGGGAGGAAGACUGUGGCACACGGCCAUCAUGUUGCCGGAUUGGUUAUUUCCCCAAACUUGUAUGAAGAAGAAGCCAGAAGAGACGGAAUGCUGUGAUUAGAUGGAUCCACACGAAGGCGCAGAUGAGGUUUUAUUUUGGGGGAUUGAAAAAAGAAGAAAAAGAGGAAAACUUUAGCUGUGUGUGCCGCAGAUUGAUCAAGAACAUCUGAAUGAUUCUUCAGCGUGUCGUAAAGUCCAACAAUUGUAACCAUGGUCGCUGUCUUGGUGCAUUCAGAACUCUAUGUUGCUGCAAAAGCUACCAGAGCUCCCUGACUUUGUUCUGGGCUGCUGCCGUGGGUGGAAAUAACUCUUUUAAUCCCAGUUUGAGCCAAGGAAAACUUGCCCUCACAAACAAACCUGGAGGAGCUUAAGCGGCCCACGAGGCUAAAACACCAAAUGUAUUCACCUUGGGUCCUUGGUCAUCACAGCGACACUGUUUUUCACUGCUUCUAAAUGUGGACAACAACAAGUGGACAAAUUAGGAUUAAAACUCCACUGACAUGUAAAAAAACUGUACACAAGUCUGUUUCUGGAACAAACUGUUCCAAUGUGUUGGACCUGGUAUCAGUUUCUGAUUUAACAACAUCCCUUCCCCUCCGCUCAAGUCACAGCCGCCCCUUUUGUUGAGAACCAGUUUACAGGACGAUCAUUUUGGUGAUGAACAAAGAAGCAUUUUUAGAAUCUAUGAUUGUGUAGGAGUCAACAAGCUGGAGAUAAAGACCUGAAAAGAUCAUUUAGGACACUUCCUGAAUGUGUCUGUGCCUUUUCCUGCGUCACCGAUUAGGGCCAAGAGUCUCCUUUCAAACUAUGCACGACGUGUUUUAGGUUUGACAAAAGGCGGGAAAGAGCUACGGAGGAUUUUAAACUACUUCCUGGCAAUCUUUCUUAUUUCCAGUGACACAACAUGCAUUGUUGCCAGAUCAACAGCCCCAAACUUAAAAUAUAAAGCAUUAACACUGAUAUAAAACAGAAUAAAGCUGCUAAUGUUGGCAUUAGAGAAGCUGGAAGCUGCUAAUGCACUAAAAACUUGGUUUAGGCAUUAAACAAUCCCAUUAAAGCACAGCAUUCUCAGUUGUUUUUUGUUAGAUGUUUAAUGUGACAGUCUGGGUUGACUGGAUUUCAAUGAUUGAUUAGAUUUCUGUCCCUUUUGACUCUUUUGACUCAAAUGAUAAACAAAAAUCUCCCUUGAACUGCUUAGCAAAAAAAAUGUAAAUUUUAUUUUUAUUUUUAUAUAUAUAUAUAUAUAUAUAUAUAUAAAUAAAUAAAUUUUGUCAAUCAGCACACAUUGUGUAUUUGUUGCUUGAUCAACAGCCCCCAAACCCAAAAAUAAUGAAUUAACACAGAUAUAAAACAGAAUAAAGCUGCUAAUUUUGGAAUUAGAGAAGCUGGUGAACCUACAAACUUGGUUUCCAAUCUUCAAUAUUCUUUCUACUGCCUUAAAUAAUCAUGACAAAAUUGCUCUUUAUUAUUUAUUUAAUGCUUAAAUCUAAAAAAUUUACAUUAAUCUGCCUCAUCAGGACACUGGGUUGAUUAGAUUUCUGUAACUUUUGACUCCAAUGAUGCACAAAAAUCUCCCCUUUUCCAAAGCAAAUAAACUGAAAAGAGUCACAAAAAAAUAUUCAUCAAUCAACCCUCUAUUGAUCAAUUAUUCACUAAAGUAUUUAAGUUAAUUAUUUGACUUCCAGUGUGUUGUUGAAAGGAUAUUGUUCACCUCUUCACCCGCUGCUGCUAUUAUUGCGUUUUACGUGACAGCAGACGCUCAUUACAGCGGUGGAGGAUCUAACGUGGACGUCUCUGGGGAAGUUAAUGUAGGCUGAGGCCCAGACAAGGAAUCUGAUUUGGAUUUGAGAGAGCAGAUUUCACUGCUGCACCUCCCUCAGAGGCCAGGAGAUCACUGUAAAGCACAGGUUUAAGCUCUGGUGGAAUCAACCGGAGCAGGUUACUGUAUAUGCACGUUAAAAAUUCAAUCCAUUUAAUGUAAUGUCCUCUCCCCUGUGUAUGACAACAGGAAUAAGCUCUUGCAGUAGCCUGGAAAUGACGGCCUGGUCCUAUUUCUGGCAGCAUUAUUUCCUAACAUUGUGUUUUUCACCAUGUACAGAUGAAGCAUCAAUUCUUGCUACCUAUAGGACGGCAGUUGUAUUUCUGUAACUCUUCAAAGAGAUGCACUUUUUACCACCAUGCCAGUGAAAAUUUGUCCUCAUUAACUUGAAUUUGUGCAAGUUAGAAGGAGCAGUAAAAUCAAGGAAAUGUGAACGCCGAAUUCUCUUUUUAAUCACUAAUUAAAGCUGGUCUGUGUGAAACUUUUGUUUUAUUUUUAGACAAAUACUAAAACACACCAAGCUUCUGAGCCUUAAUCAGCAAGUCAGACAACAGCAGAAGGGAUGUAGAUCAGGAGGAGUCAAAGUCAUCUUAGUUCAAAUUCGACCCAAUUUCAUCUAAAGUGACCAGUAAAAUCGCAGCAUAAUAACCUAUAAAUAACCACAGCUCCAGUUUUUUCCUUUGUUUUAGUGCAAAAAAGUAUAUUCUGAAAAUGUUCACAUUUAAGGAAUUAUCUUUUUACGAAACAUCAUGAACAACCUGAAAUUUCUGAAGAAAAAUAAGUUUAUUUUCAACAAUAUUAUGCCUCAGUUUAUCAUUUACACAUUACAAGUUUCUACAAAGGAACAAAACAUUUAGUCACAGAUAUCUGGAACUGAAUGAUACAGUAUAAUACUUUAUGAUCAGAAAAAGAUAAGUCAGAUAAGUCAGAAAAAAAAAGACAAAAACAACAAAAACGAGACAAAAUAUUAUAAACACGAGACACAAAAUGACAAAAAAUAGGCAAACGACAUGAAACAACACACAAAAAGACAAAAAAAUGAGACAAAAAGUUACAAAAUGACAAAAAAAUGGACAAAUAAGACAAAAAAUUACAAAAGCAAGGAACAAUACUACAAAAAAUAGAUUAAAAACAUAGGGGAGACAAAACAAAACACAAAAUGACAAAAAUAAGACAAAAAACACAAGCAGGCACAAAGGAAACACAAAACAACAAAAAACAGAAAACGACAAACAUGAGACAACACAAAACAAAAAGACAAAAAAUUUGACAAAAAAGUCACAAAGCGACAAAAAAAUGGACAAACGAUAAAAAUGAGACAAAAAAUUACACAAAUGACACAAGACCAAAAAUGACAAAAGCGAGAAACAAAAUGGCAAAAAAGUAGACAACACAAGCGAGACAAAAAAAACACAAAACAAUACAAACGUUAGACAAAACAACAAAUAAAACAAAACAAUUGACAAAAACAUGAGACAAACGUCAAAAGUCAGACAAAAAACAACAAAAACAACAAAAAAACAACAAAAAUGAGACACAAAAUGACAAAAGAACAAUGAGCAAUCUAGUAUGUUAUUUUAUGAUCAAAACAACUUGUCAUGGUCUAGAAAUCAUUCUAAAUGUAUAGUUUUACAAAUGUACAACUUGCAGUUAAUGUCUUCUCUGUAAUUUUUACACUUUACAAAGUCAUCCUGCGGGCUGGAUUGGAUCCUCUGGAGGGCCAGUUUUGGCCCACGGGCCGCAUGUUUGACACCCCUUAUGUAGAUGCCUACAAGUUUGCCAAAAUGAAAUCCCGGCGUCAGCUUUGAUCACUGCAAAACCACACAAAUAAAACAAGAAAACUUUAUAAUUUCAUCCAGUAUGCGUCACUGUGGAGGAUCUGUGGGAGCAAAACCUCUUUCAGAAAGUCGUCUUCUGCUGUCAGAGUUUACGCUUCUGCAGAGUCAGAAAGAAUUCACUGAGAUCCACUGAACUGUGCUCACUCUGGGCUCACUGGCUCGGCUGCAUUUCCUGUCAUAAAGAUACGCAGGACGGCUGCCAGUGAAUAUGAGCAGGAUUGCAUGUUUCUGAAAAGAGCAUCCAGAAGCUCCAACUGAACCGAUAUCACGCAAAAUGUGCACGAGAAGCAAAGGUACUGUUAACCUGACAGCAUGUCUGGAAGAUGCUGCGACUCUAGUGGAAAUAGAGCAAAAGAGAACAUGCUGGGAACGAGACAGAAAAGAGGAAAGACGUGUUAAAUGGAAGGUAGAAAAGCACCUAAACCGGCAUUCAGUCGCUGUCUGUCAGCUGUCAGUGCAGCCGAAUGCUUCCUCCCACUGAAAGGAGUCGAAUUUAAAAGCUUUUUUACCCUCCGAGCUGCACUUUUCUAGCCUGAGCGACCCCUAAAACACUGGAAGUGGGCAAAUAAAAGUAUCAGAUCUAACCGGUCACCUUAGCAGAUAACGGCACUAAAAUAAACAGCAGCAGGAUCUCUGUCUUUUUUUAAGUUUUGUUCUAUCUUAGCUGUUUUUUUUAAAUGAUGUUUUAUGGCUGAAAGAUGUAUCAAUUACUUAAAAAUUGAGCUUUUUUAAUCAACAAAACACUCAAAAUAGAUCAAUUUUUGGGCUUUUCAAUCAAACAUGGUCUUUUUUUCUGCAUCUUUUCUUGUGAGUGACGUUUAGAAAUACUAAAAAAACAUUAAACCAAAGAGGGCAAAAAUCAAUUUCUGAUCACAACCUAUGGCAAGAUGUUACAAAUAAGAGUCAGAAACCGGUGAGAAAAUGUCGGUGAGAUCUGUGUCAGUGUCUCGUCAACCAAAAAUCUAAUUAUCCACAGACCUGACAGCUGCCAAACAGAAGAAACUGCGAGGUUUUGUUCCCAUAAAUCCUCCAUUUGACCUGAAAACGCUCUCAGAAAACGACUAAAGAUGUGAAGAGAAAAUUGUUCAAGGCUGAAGAAUGGGAGGUGACCCUUCUGCUAAUAGAUAUUCGUGUAAUUUCAUGCUAAUUUCGUGCCAAGAGAGCGUCCUAAUCAUGAGCUACUUUUGACCCAGACAAGUCGAGCUCUUGAGCAUUUAGUCACCUUUUCAUAAUAUGAAGUAUCUGAACCAAAGGGGAUGUUGCUCGCAGAGAUUAUACGUCGCUGAUUUUGCAGAACCUCGCUGCCGAGAAGCCAGAAGGGUCCUCGAGGGGCGACACUGCUUUUUUUUUUAUACGCUCUACUGACAUGUAUAUAUGGUGUGAAACUGCUGUACAUAUAUUAUGAUGAUAUAAAAAAAGAGAAAGGACUCCAUUGCUCCCCGGUGACCACAACAGCUGGGCUUAACGUCCCAUUAAGCCCAGCAGGAGAAGCUUUAUGGGAUUAAUCUGCACACAUGUGAUGCGUCUUUGACCAAUCAAACGGCUAGCUUCUUUGUAUAUCAGCACAUUCACGUGGAAAAGACUGUAAAAACACGUCGUUCUCGUCAGGGUGUUGCUGCAUUCUUAUGUUUUUACUUGAACUGCAGGUUUUCCAAGAUCUUUUAUAAGCAUCGGCCAUGAAGCUUAGUACUGAAAACAUGAAGUAAGAUCUAUGUGAAGCAGUGAAAUGAAAUUUAAGAAGAACAACGCAAUGAUGGAAGCAAAGCUGCUUAAAAUGUAAAUAUAUUUGAAAGUCUGUACAGUUUUAUCAGGGUGCUGAGUGAUGAGCGAAUGUUUGCUCGAAUGAAUCAUUAAAAAACACUUAAACAUGAAA